This is a messenger RNA of Dimorphilus gyrociliatus, 3574 nucleotides long. The record is from the annotation of a GenBank genome assembly. Lineage: Eukaryota; Metazoa; Annelida; Polychaeta; Dinophilidae.
AUUCAGAAGCUGUUUGAACACGAUAUUUCGUCCGGGCUUAGGUUUACAAUUGAAAUUUUAACAAGAGAAAAAAGUAAUAAAUAACUUCAACAUCAACUGGAAAACUGUAAUUUUUAAUUUAUGUUAUUCUUUUCAAAAGUAAAAUAAGACUUUAAAUAAAAAGAAACAAAAAGAAGAAACAGGCUAUAAGGAAAAAAUGCUUGCUUCAAGGGUUAUUACCCUCUAUAUUCUUAUUACAAUAGCUUGGGUCGUCAAUGGACAAUCAAAAUGUCGGGGAGAUAUAGGAUUAAUUAUUGAUGAUUCGGGUUCAAUAACGGAUACUGAUCCGCCAAGCAUGCAAAAUUGGAUAGACGUAAAAAACUUUAUUUUCAAAAUAAUUGAUAAGUUUGAGGUAACCGGAGACAGAGGAACUCAUUUUGCAGCUAACAGAUUCAGUAACAGAGCAAAUGUUGUUUUUCAACUUAAUCAAUAUACGAGUAAGAGUGAUUACAAAAAUGCUAUUGAAAGAAUGAGAUAUAGUGGUGGUAAUACAAAUACUUCUGGAGGUUUGUUAACUAUGCUCGAUGAACAAUUUACUGAAGCAAAUGGUAACCGACCGGACGCCCGUGAUAUUUUUAUCUUGAUAACUGAUGGUAAACCAACAAGAGAUAUUGAAAAAACACCUCAAGUAAUCAAAAGAAUUCACGAUAUGAACAUCCGUUUAAUCGGAGUUGGUGUAACAGCUUUUGUUAAUGAAACACAAAUGAGAGAAUUUGUAAGAGAUCCGGACUGUACCGUCAACCCAAAUCAUCGAUAUUGUCCUAAAGAGACAAAUGAAUAUGCCAAUUCUUAUCUUGAAGUUGAACGAUUUGAUCAACUUGAUGGUAUUUUAGAUGAUUUGAUUGAAGGCUCUUGCGCUACUUUGAAACCAACCACACCAGCGACCGCACAACCACGCUUUUCAACUCUUCCCGCACCAGGAUUCUGCUUAAAAACAGCAGAUAUUCUUUUCAUGCUUGAUGCUUCCGGUUCCAUGGGCUACGAUAACUUUAUGAGACAAAAGGAAUUCGUUAAAUCUAUAAUAACCGAUUUUACAAUAGGUACACGAUCUACAAGAGUCGCUGUUGUAACAUUUACAGGAGACGCAACAGUCAACUUUAGGCUUAACGCUUUUAACAGUAGAGAAGAUAUUAUCAAAGCUAUUGACGCUAUUCAAUUCAAAAGAAACGGCCAAACGAGAACUGAUAGAGCUAUUGCUAGAGCUUACAAUGAUAUAUUCCAACGAGGUAAUGGUGCUAGAGAUGAUCAGCCAGAUAUCGUUGUUCUCCUCACUGAUGGUGGUUCCAACUCAAAAAGAGAAACUAUGCGCGAGAUUCAUAUAGCAAAAACUCGUGGUUUACACUUUAUUGUUCUCGGAAUUGGAAAAUGGCUCGAUAUAUACGAACUCCAGAGUUUAGCUAGUUAUUCCCACGAAGAAAAUUUGAUACGUAUCGAUAGUUACAGAAACUUACCUAGUGUCAGAACAAGACUUAGGAAUCUUGUUUGCCGCAAUAUUGACCCUUGUCAAGGACAAUCUUGUAGUGGGCGAGGUCAAUGUGUUAGCGGUGCAGGAUCGUUUACUUGUAAAUGUAAUACUGGUUUCGGUGGUAGAACGUGUAAUAGAAAAUGUCAAAAGGACACAAUGGAUUUGGCAAUUGCUCUAGACUCUUCUGGCUCAAUGCAAAAGAUGCACUUUAGAAAAACGCAAGACUUUGUAAACGAUAUAAUAUUGGGUGUAAAUGUUCCAAACUCGAGGAUCUCUGUUCAAAAAUUUAGUACGGAUACAAACACGAAAUUCUAUUUAGAUCAAUUUAGUGAUCGACAAGAAUAUUUAAAUGCAAUGAACUUUUACUUUGACGGAGGAAAGACGGAGACAAAUUUAGCUCUGGAAGAAAUGAGAAGUAAUCAGUUAAAAAGAGGUCAAAGAUCAAAUGUUAGAAAAGUCGGUGUAUUAUUAACCGAUGGAAAAAGUAAUAAACCAGACAAGACUUUUGAACAAGCAGUCAAACUGCGAAAUGAAAUCGAUGGAGCUACCAUACUAGGAGUUGCAAUUGGUAAUGCAAAUGAAGAUGAAAUGAAGGCAAUUGUUAAUUCACCAACUGAUAGAAAUCUGUUCAAAGUUCCAAAUUUCGAUAGUUUUAAUCAAAUUAGCAACCAACUUUUGGAUGCAGUUUGCGAUAAUACGAAUGAAUGCCAAAACAAUCCUUGUGCAAAUAGUGGAACUUGUGUAGAUAAGGUUGGUGGUUUUGAGUGCCUAUGUCCUCCAGCAUUCCGUGGUUCGAGAUGUCAAACCAACAUUGGAAACUGGUUUGAUUUAGUUAUUGUACUAGACGUUUCAGGAUCUAUUAGAAGGGAAAGGUUACGUCUAGUUAAGGAUUGGGUUAUUAGCUUUUUGGAUGAUUUACCAAUUGAUCAAGAAAGAAUUAGAGUUGGUCUACUCAAAUAUAGUGACAGUGCUGCAAUUGAAUUCCAAUUGAACACAUAUAAAUCGAAACAAGAUGUUCUUGAACACAUUAGAAGAGUAGAGUUUGUUGGUGGAAGAACACAUACCGCCGAAGCUUUGAGAGUGAUGCACCAAACAAUGUUUACAAGUGGUAAUGGCGAUAGAUCGGGAAGUCAAUUUCCAAAUUACGCUUUAGUAUUUACCGAUGGAAGCUCAAACAUCAAUGCCGCUCAAACUAUACCUGAAGCUAUCAAUUCAAAAAUAAAGGGUAUCCACAUAACUGUUGUAUCAAUCGGAAAUAUGGUUAACUGGGUAGAAGUCAGAGGAAUCGCUAGUGAACCAUGGGAUCGCAACAUUAUCCAAAUUCGUAGUCAAUCUGAACUUUCCAACUAUCGUUCAACUGUUCUUACUGCAUUCAGUAACAACCAAAAUGAAUGUAAUGGUGCUUGCCGAAACAAUGCUCAAUGUGACGAUAUGUUGUACGGUUUUAACUGCAGAUGUCAAGGAAGUUGGGGAGGAGAAAGAUGUGAUCGUCAAUGCUCAAGAUCAAAAGACGUAACCUUCAUUGUUGAUGUGUCGGGAUCCGUAGAUAAUUUGUUUAACGUUACAAGAAAUAUUAUUAAAAGAGUUAUCCAUGGACUUCCAAUGCAAAACGGUAGAUUCCGAUUCGCAAUGGUUUCGUAUUCGGAUAGAGCAGAAGUCAACUUUUAUCUAAAUACUUAUGAUAAUAAACUUGGUCCCUUAUACUCAUUGGCUUGGAGUACAACUGGAGGAAGAACGAAUGCGGCUGAAUCCAUUCGUUUAGCUUAUAACAAUGUAUUUAACGGAGGAAGAGGCGAUAGAGGUGGCUCGGAUAAUGUAGCAAUAAUUUUUACCGAUGCCAAAUCCAACGUCAACGCUGGAAAUACAAGAAAUGAAGCAAGAAAUAUGAGGCAAAGAAAUAUAGAAGUGUUUGUCGUUGCGCUUGAUGAUCCUCAAAAACAAUCUGUAGCAAAUAUGAAUGAAGCAAACGAAAUGGCAUCAGAUCCAGAUAGUUCUCAUGUAUACAGAGUGAGGAGGGAAAAUGAAGUUAAUCAAGCCGCUGAUCAGCUUAUAUCAUGGAUUUGCCAGUGA